Messenger RNA from Penicillium manginii, 768 nucleotides. RefSeq lists its product as uncharacterized. The coding region runs from base 1 to 768 and encodes 255 amino acids. The record is from RefSeq and is a predicted model, not a curated record. The transcript has a single exon. Lineage: Eukaryota; Fungi; Ascomycota; Eurotiomycetes; Eurotiales; Aspergillaceae.
AUGGCCCAUGCAGGUUUGACACUCAAGGAAUUUGAGCGACUCCUGGAAAAGGCCAAAGCACAAACCGAGAAAAGCUAUCUGAAGGUCCAAGAAAGCUCGGAUAUAUUUCGUCAAAAUGACCAAAUUAUACUGGAAGCAAAGUCCAACUUCCUCAGCUUUCUGUAUCGCCUCCUAUGGGCCUUUGGAGCACCUUCAACACUUCUCGCCCUGCUGAAUCUAUUUUUAGACGAAAAUAAAGCCACGAUGCAAAGUCUGAUCGUGUCUACUCAAGGCAUAGCUACAGAUCUAGGACAGGAAGGAGCGGGCUUUCGUGAAAAUAUGGAAGAGCUGAAUCGGGUUGAAGAGCGGGCUAAGCAACUAAUCCAGGCAUCUGAACUGGAAAUUGAGAGCAAAGACGGACGAUCGGGAAAAAGCAAUGUUUCAGGAUCCUCUAUAGAAGUGGAUUCCUCCGAAUUUCUGUCGAAGAAUGAAGCAGAGCAAGAAAGGAUGUUGGAGACUGAGAGAGAUGCGAGAUUGGAAGAAACGGACAUUAUUAGAAUCCAAGAGGAGAACAUACGAUUGCGUGAAACUCUAAAGAUAGUGGAAGAGGAAAAGGCUAAGACGGAAUCUAGGGUAUCUUCACUUGAAGAGAAAUUUGCGGAAGCCGAACGUAUUCGUGCUGGAACUGAAGGCAGUGGCAUUUUUAACACUGUCUGGGCAUGGAUAAAAUGGGCCUUGACGUGCGGUUUUGGUGAAUUACGGAAACCCCAGAGAGAAAACCUGCGUUGA